GCGCAGUGUGUUUAGUGGACGGUGCGGCGUGGGCGGCUGAGGUCUCUGCCUGGACACGCACGAUCCUACACACGAUCACGUGAUGACAGCCUCUCUAGAUCCGAGCUACCCCAGCCAUUCAACGCAAAGUUCUAGUAUUUGAGGAGAAUGAGGACAAGGUUCGUGCAAUGCGCAAAGGCUUCAUGAUGAUCGACAUCCACAAGACCGGUUCCAUCGAAACCUCGAAGAUCGCGGAGGCUCUCAACAAGAUGGGACUUGAGAUGUUCGACGAGGAGAAGUUGGAGGAACUCAUUGAUGAGGUCGACGUUGACGAAACCGGCAAAGUCGACUUCGAUCAGUUCUGCCAGAUCGUGGGCACCUUCCUGGAAGAGGAGGAUGCGGAAGCGAUGCAGGCGGAACUGAAGGAGGCCUUCAGACUGUACGACAAGGAGGGUAACGGGUACAUUACAACCAAAGUCCUGAGGGAGAUCCUGGCUGCCCUGGAUGACGCUCUCAAGCCAGAGGACUUGGACGGGAUGAUUGCUGAGAUCGACACUGAUGGGUCUGGAACCGUAGACUUUGAAGAGUUUAUGGAGAUGAUGACCGGGGAGUAACCCUAACUCUGAGGACCGCCCCCACACUCUGCGCCAUUCCACCGCUGCCCGAAACCUCAUACAUGUAUGAGGAACCUUGUCCAAACUCAAUAAAAAAUAAAACUAUA
Messenger RNA from Homalodisca vitripennis (glassy-winged sharpshooter), 700 nucleotides. Its product is annotated as troponin C-like. Lineage: Eukaryota; Metazoa; Arthropoda; Insecta; Hemiptera; Cicadellidae. The transcript is spliced from 6 exons. The coding region runs from base 168 to 593 and encodes 141 amino acids. Gene Ontology annotation, molecular function: calcium ion binding; enzyme regulator activity. The record is from RefSeq and is a predicted model, not a curated record.